Molecule: messenger RNA, 186 nt
Organism: Paramecium octaurelia
Lineage: Eukaryota; Ciliophora; Oligohymenophorea; Peniculida; Parameciidae
Source: the annotation of a GenBank genome assembly
AUGAACUAAGGACAAUAAUCUCAAUAACAAUCAAAUGGUUACCAUAACCCAAUAGAGGAUCAGUUAAAUUACAAAAAUUAUUACAGAAUUCUGGUGUUUUUUUUUGCAAUUUUAGUUAUAUUAGGAAUAAUGCAAACUUAUCAAUUCACUUAACAUAGGAGGGAGAAGCUUUUAACAUUUUUAUGA